This is a messenger RNA of Lottia gigantea (owl limpet), 360 nucleotides long. RefSeq lists its product as hypothetical. The record is from RefSeq and is a predicted model, not a curated record. Bases 1 to 360 code for a protein of 119 amino acids. Lineage: Eukaryota; Metazoa; Mollusca; Gastropoda; Lottiidae. The transcript has 2 exons.
AUGAAGAGUGGAAGAAGAGGAGGAGGAAAGGUGGAGGAAGAGGAGUUGGAGGAGGAGGUGGAGGAGGAGGUGAAGGAAGAGGAGCAGAAGGAGGAGAAGGUGGAGAAUGGUGGGGGAGGAAGAGGAGGAGAAGGUGGAGGAAGAGGAGUAGGAGGAGGAGGAGAAGGAAGGUGGGGGAAGAGGAGGAGGAACAGGAAGAGUGGAAGAAGAGGAGGGGAAAGUGGAGGAAGAGGAGUAGGAGGAGGAGGUGGAGGAGGGGGUGGAGGAAGAGGAGUAGAAGGAGGAGAAUGUGGAGAAGGUGGGGGAAGGGGAGGAGAAGGUGGAGGAAGAGGAGGAGAAGGUGGAGGGGGAGAAGGAUAA